Molecule: messenger RNA, 861 nt
Organism: Vigna radiata var. radiata (mung bean)
Lineage: Eukaryota; Viridiplantae; Streptophyta; Magnoliopsida; Fabales; Fabaceae
Exons: 1
Coding region: 1-861 (286 amino acids)
Molecular function (GO): zinc ion binding; nucleic acid binding
Source: RefSeq, a predicted model, not a curated record
AUGAAUGAUUUUCUGCGUCACCACCCUGUCGAGUUUAAUGGCAAAGUAACCCCUGAUGAGGCAGAUGAUUGGAUUUGUAAGCUUGAAAAAAUAUUUGAUGUGAUUGAAUGCACAGAGGGUCAGAAGUUGGUUUUUGCUACGUACAUGCUAGCAGGUGAGGCAGAAUAUUGGUGGCGUGGCAUGUGGAGAGGAAUGGAUGCUAGGGGAGAAGUGGCAACUUGGGUGGAUUUCAGGAAUAAAUUUUUGGAGAGAUACUUUCCAAUCAGUGCAAAACAGGAACGAGAAAGACAAUUUUUAGCUUUACAACAGGGAAAUAUGUCAGUGCAGGAAUACAAAGAGAGAUUCGAGUAUCUGGCACGAUUUUAUACACAAGAUCUUCCUGAGGAAUGGAAGUGUAGGAGGUUCGAGCAAGGAUUUCGUCAUCAGAUAUUGAAACCACUCAUUCAUCUUAAAAUUAAGGAUUUUCCGGAACUGGUGGAGCAGGCUUUGGUUGCCGAGAGACUGGACGAGUCAACACGCGUGAUGAGAAAUCAAAAGGGUAAUUCCUCGGGAGACAAAUCGCAAAGGAAGCCGUAUGAUAGGCCACCUCAGGAUAAACCUGGGAUGCUAAAGUGUUUUGCAUGUGGAGGAGACCAUCUCCGAAGGAAUUGUCCUACGUUUCCAAAUGCUAAUAAGGAUAUGAGGACAUGUUACACCUGUAAUAAGCAAGGGCAUAUAUCUCGGGAUUGUCCUCAGAAGAAGACGUUCAAUGGAACUUAUCAAAAGCCCAAUAAUGGAGAAAGGCCACAAGCAGCAGGUAGAGUGUUCGCCAUGAUAGGGGAAGAGCCUAAAAGUUCAGGUAAUUUGAUUCCGGAUAUUUGA